Messenger RNA from Gorilla gorilla gorilla (western lowland gorilla), 6644 nucleotides. RefSeq names its product erb-b2 receptor tyrosine kinase 3 (gene ERBB3). Gene Ontology annotation, molecular function: neuregulin binding; ATP binding; protein tyrosine kinase activity. Gene Ontology annotation, cellular component: signaling receptor complex; basal plasma membrane; plasma membrane. Gene Ontology annotation, biological process: multicellular organism development; cell surface receptor protein tyrosine kinase signaling pathway; protein phosphorylation. The coding region runs from base 1176 to 5201 and encodes 1341 amino acids. NCBI's taxonomy places the organism in Eukaryota, Metazoa, Chordata, Mammalia, Primates, Hominidae. The record is from RefSeq and is a predicted model, not a curated record. The transcript has 28 exons.
GGUUUUGGGCAGCAACCCGCAGGGAGCCCGACCGCCUCUGGCCAGGUCCGGGCAGCUGGUGGGGGAGGUUCCAGAGGUCCACGCCAUUCGUGGACGCAGUCUCUAGUGUCCUCUCCGCGUCCCACUUCACUGCCCCAUCCCCUUUCCUGCGAGAGCCUGGACUUGGAAGGCACCUGGGAGGGUGUAAGCGCCUUGGUGUGUGCCCAUCUGGGUCCCCAGAAGAGCGGCGGGAACUGCGGCCGCCCGGACGGUGCGGCCAGACUCCAGUGUGGAAGGGGAGGCAGCUGUUCUCCCAGGCGGCCGUGGGGGGCAGCAGAGGGGACGGCGACAGGUGCGGGAGCCCCUCCCGGGGUAGAAGUGGAAAGGCGGGCUCCGGGGUCUGUUCCCAGGCUGGAAACCACCCCCGCCCCCCAUCCAAAUCCCCGGGAGAGGCCCGGCCGGCGCCGGGUCUGGAGGAGGAAGCGGCCAGAGACAGUGCAAUUUCACGCGGUCUCUGUGGCUCCGGUUCCUGGGCUGGGUGGAUGAGUUAUGGGGUUUCGAGUCUGGGAGAAACUGAGGUGGCCUGGACGUGAGGCAAAAAACACCCUCCCCCUCAAAAACACACAGAGAGAAAUAUUCACAUUCUGAGAGAAAAUCCAAGUGAACCAACCGGCUAGGGGAGUUGAGUGAUUUGGUUAAUGGGCGAGGCCAACUUUCAGGGGGCAGGGCUUUGGAGAGCUUUCCACUCCCUCAUUCAUUACCCUUCCCUGGAUCUGGGGGCUUUUGGAAUCUCGACCUCCCCUUGGCCUAUCUCCUGCAGAAAAAUUAGGGUGAGCCCCAUCCUCGAUCUGCUCCGCCAAGUUGCGGGACCGCGGGGCGUGGCACGCUCGGGGCAGGCGGUCCGAGGCUCCGCAAUCCCUACUCCAGCCUCGAGCGGGAGGGGGCGCGGCCGUGACUCACCCCCUUCCCUCUGCGUUCCUCCCUCCCUCUCUCUCUCUCUCUCACACACACACACCCCUCCCCUGCCAUCCCUCCCCGGACUCUGGCUCCGGCUCCGAUUGCAAUUUGCAACCUCCGCUGCCGCCGCCGCAGCAGCCACCAAUUCGCCAGCGGUUCAGGUGGCUCUUGCCUCGAUGUCCUAGCCUAGGGGCCCCCGGGCCGGACUCGGCUGGGCUCCCUUCACCCUCUGCGGAGUCAUGAGGGCGAACGACGCUCUGCAGGUGCUGGGCUUGCUUUUCAGCCUGGCCCAGGGCUCCGAGGUGGGCAACUCUCAGGCAGUGUGUCCUGGGACUCUGAAUGGCCUGAGUGUGACCGGUGAUGCUGAGAACCAAUACCAGACACUGUACAAGCUCUACGAGAGGUGUGAGGUGGUGAUGGGGAACCUUGAGAUUGUGCUUACGGGACACAAUGCCGACCUCUCCUUCCUGCAGUGGAUUCGAGAAGUGACAGGCUAUGUCCUCGUGGCCAUGAAUGAAUUCUCUACUCUACCAUUGCCCAACCUCCGCGUGGUGCGAGGGACCCAGGUCUACGAUGGGAAGUUUGCCAUCUUCGUCAUGUUGAACUACAACACCAACUCCAGCCACGCUCUGCGCCAGCUCCGCUUGACUCAGCUCACCGAGAUUCUGUCAGGGGGUGUUUAUAUUGAGAAGAACGAUAAGCUUUGUCACAUGGACACAAUUGACUGGAGGGACAUCGUGAGGGACCGAGAUGCUGAGAUAGUGGUGAAGGACAAUGGCAGAAGCUGUCCCCCCUGUCAUGAGGUUUGCAAGGGGCGAUGCUGGGGUCCUGGAUCAGAAGACUGCCAGACAUUGACCAAGACCAUCUGUGCUCCUCAGUGUAAUGGUCACUGCUUUGGGCCCAACCCCAACCAGUGCUGCCAUGAUGAGUGUGCCGGGGGCUGCUCAGGCCCUCAGGACACAGACUGCUUUGCCUGCCGGCACUUCAAUGACAGUGGAGCCUGUGUACCUCGCUGUCCACAGCCUCUUGUCUACAACAAGCUAACUUUCCAGCUGGAACCCAAUCCCCACACUAAGUAUCAGUAUGGAGGAGUUUGUGUAGCCAGCUGUCCCCAUAACUUUGUGGUGGAUCAAACAUCCUGUGUCAGGGCCUGUCCUCCUGACAAGAUGGAAGUAGAUAAAAAUGGGCUCAAGAUGUGUGAGCCUUGUGGGGGACUAUGUCCCAAAGCCUGUGAGGGGACAGGCUCUGGGAGCCGCUUCCAGACUGUGGACUCGAGCAACAUUGAUGGAUUUGUGAACUGCACCAAGAUCCUGGGCAACUUGGACUUUCUGAUCACCGGCCUCAAUGGAGACCCCUGGCACAAGAUCCCUGCCCUGGACCCAGAGAAGCUCAAUGUCUUCCGGACAGUACGGGAGAUCACAGGUUACCUGAACAUCCAGUCCUGGCCGCCCCACAUGCACAACUUCAGUGUUUUUUCCAAUUUGACAACCAUUGGAGGCAGAAGCCUCUACAACCGGGGCUUCUCAUUGUUGAUCAUGAAGAACUUGAAUGUCACAUCUCUGGGCUUCCGAUCCCUGAAGGAAAUUAGUGCUGGGCGUAUCUAUAUAAGUGCCAAUAGGCAGCUCUGCUACCACCACUCUUUGAACUGGACCAAGGUGCUUCGGGGGCCUACGGAAGAGCGACUAGACAUCAAGCAUAAUCGGCCGCGUAGAGACUGCGUGGCAGAGGGCAAAGUGUGUGACCCACUGUGCUCCUCUGGGGGAUGCUGGGGCCCAGGCCCUGGUCAGUGCUUGUCCUGUCGAAAUUACAGCCGAGGAGGUGUCUGUGUGACCCACUGCAACUUUCUGAAUGGGGAGCCUCGAGAAUUUGCUCAUGAGGCCGAAUGCUUCUCCUGCCACCCGGAAUGCCAACCCAUGGAGGGCACUGCCACAUGCAAUGGCUCGGGCUCUGAUACUUGUGCUCAAUGUGCCCAUUUUCGAGAUGGGCCCCACUGUGUGAGCAGCUGCCCCCAUGGAGUCCUAGGUGCCAAGGGCCCAAUCUACAAGUACCCAGAUGUUCAGAAUGAAUGUCGGCCCUGCCAUGAGAACUGCACCCAGGGGUGUAAAGGACCAGAGCUUCAAGACUGUUUAGGACAAACACUGGUGCUGAUCGGCAAAACCCAUCUGACAAUGGCUUUGACAGUGAUAGCAGGAUUGGUAGUGAUUUUCAUGAUGCUGGGCGGCACUUUUCUCUACUGGCGUGGGCGCCGGAUUCAGAAUAAAAGGGCUAUGAGGCGAUACUUGGAACGGGGUGAGAGCAUAGAGCCUCUGGACCCCAGUGAGAAGGCUAACAAAGUCUUGGCCAGAAUCUUCAAAGAGACAGAGCUAAGGAAGCUUAAAGUGCUUGGCUCGGGUGUCUUUGGAACUGUGCACAAAGGAGUGUGGAUCCCUGAGGGUGAAUCAAUCAAGAUUCCAGUCUGCAUUAAAGUCAUUGAGGACAAGAGUGGACGGCAGAGUUUUCAAGCUGUGACAGAUCAUAUGCUGGCCAUUGGCAGCCUGGACCAUGCCCACAUUGUAAGGCUGCUGGGACUAUGCCCAGGGUCAUCUCUGCAGCUUGUCACUCAAUAUUUGCCUCUGGGUUCUCUGCUGGAUCAUGUGAGACAACACCGGGGGGCACUGGGGCCACAGCUGCUGCUCAACUGGGGAGUACAAAUUGCCAAGGGAAUGUACUACCUUGAGGAACAUGGUAUGGUGCAUAGAAACCUGGCUGCCCGAAACGUGCUACUCAAGUCACCCAGUCAGGUUCAGGUGGCAGAUUUUGGUGUGGCUGACCUGCUGCCUCCUGAUGAUAAGCAGCUGCUAUACAGUGAGGCCAAGACUCCAAUUAAGUGGAUGGCCCUUGAGAGUAUCCACUUUGGGAAAUACACACACCAGAGUGAUGUCUGGAGCUAUGGUGUGACAGUUUGGGAGUUGAUGACCUUCGGGGCAGAGCCCUAUGCAGGGCUACGAUUGGCUGAAGUACCAGACCUGCUAGAGAAGGGGGAGCGGUUGGCACAGCCCCAGAUCUGCACAAUUGAUGUCUACAUGGUGAUGGUCAAGUGUUGGAUGAUUGAUGAGAACAUUCGCCCAACCUUUAAAGAACUAGCCAAUGAGUUCACCAGGAUGGCCCGAGACCCACCACGGUAUCUGGUCAUAAAGAGAGAGAGUGGGCCUGGAAUAGCCCCUGGGCCAGAGCCCCAUGGUCUGACAAACAAGAAGCUAGAGGAAGUAGAGCUGGAGCCAGAACUAGACCUAGACCUAGACUUGGAAGCAGAGGAGGACAACCUGGCAACCACCACACUGGGCUCUGCCCUCAGCCUGCCAGUUGGAACACUUAAUCGGCCACGUGGGAGCCAGAGCCUUUUAAGUCCAUCAUCUGGAUACAUGCCCAUGAACCAGGGUAAUCUUGGGGAGUCUUGCCAGGAGUCUGCAGUUUCUGGGAGCAGUGAACGGUGCCCCCGUCCAGUCUCUCUACACCCAAUGCCACGGGGAUGCCUGGCAUCAGAGUCAUCAGAGGAGCAUGUAACAGGCUCUGAGGCUGAGCUCCAGGAGAAAGUGUCAAUGUGUAGGAGCCGGAGCAGGAGCCGGAGCCCACGGCCACGCGGAGAUAGCGCCUACCAUUCCCAGCGCCACAGUCUGCUUACUCCUGUUACCCCACUCUCCCCACCAGGGUUAGAGGAAGAGGAUGUCAACGGUUAUGUCAUGCCAGAUACACACCUCAAAGGUACUCCCUCCUCCCGGGAAGGCACCCUUUCUUCAGUGGGUCUCAGUUCUGUCCUGGGUACUGAAGAAGAAGAUGAAGAUGAGGAGUAUGAAUACAUGAACCGGAGAAGGCACAGUCCACCUCAUCCCCCUAGGCCAAGUUCCCUUGAGGAGCUGGGUUAUGAGUACAUGGAUGUGGGGUCAGACCUCAGUGCCUCUCUGGGCAGCACACAGAGUUGCCCACUCCACCCUGUACCCAUCAUGCCCACUGCAGGCACAACUCCAGAUGAAGACUAUGAAUAUAUGAAUCGGCAACGAGAUGGAGGUGGUCCUGGGGGUGAUUAUGCAGCCAUGGGGGCCUGCCCAGCAUCUGAGCAAGGGUAUGAAGAGAUGAGAGCUUUUCAGGGGCCUGGACAUCAGGCCCCCCAUGUCCAUUAUGCCCGCCUAAAAACUCUACGUAGCUUAGAGGCUACAGACUCUGCCUUUGAUAAUCCUGAUUACUGGCAUAGCAGGCUUUUCCCCAAGGCUAAUGCCCAGAGAACGUAACUCCUGCUCCCUGUGGCACUCAGGGAGCAUUUAAUGGCAGCUAGUGCCUUUAGAGGGUACCGUCUUCUCCCUAUUCCCUCUCUCUCCCAGGUCCCAGCCCCUUUUCCCCAGUCCCAGACAAUUCCAUUCAAUCUUUGGAGGCUUUUAAACAUUUUGACACAAAAUUCUUAUGGUAUGUAGCCAGCUGUGCACUUUCUUCUCUUUCCCAACCCCAGGAAAGGUUUUCCUUAUUUUGUGUGCUUUCCCAGUCCCAUUCCUCAGCUUCUUCACAGGCACUCCUGGAGAUAUGAAGGAUUACUCUCCAUAUCCUUUCCUCUCAGGCUCUUGACUACUUGGAACUAGGCUCUUAUGUGUGCCUUUGUUUCCCGUCAGACUGUCAAGAAGAGGAAAGGGAGGAAACCUAGCAGAGGAAAGUGUAAUUUUGGUUUAUGACUCUUAACCCCCUAGAAAGACAGAAGCUUAAAAUCUGUGAAGAAAGAGGUUAGGAGUAGAUAUUGAUUACUAUCACAAUUCAGCACUUAACUAUGAGCCAGGCAUCAUACUAAACUUCACCUACAUUAUCUCACUUAGUCCUUUAUCAUCCUUAAAACAAUUGUGACAUACAUAUUAUCUCAUUUUACACAAAGGGAAGUCGGGCAUGGUAGCUCAUGCCUGUAAUCUCAGCACUUUGGGAGGCUGAGGUGGAAGGAUUACCUGAGGCAAGGAGUUUGAGACCAGCUUAGCCAACAUAGUAAGACCCCCAUCUCUUUAAAAAAAAAAAAAAAAAAAAAACUUUAGAACUGGGUGCAGUGGCUCAUGCCUGUAAUCCCAGCCAGCACUUUGGGAGGCUGAGAUGGGAAGAUCACUUGAGCCCAGGAUUAGAGACAAGCCUAUGGAAACAUAGCAAGACACCGUCUCUACAGGGGAAAAAAAAAAACAAAAACUGAGCCUUAAAGAGAUGAAAUAAAUUAAGCAGUAGGUCCAGGAUGCAAAAUCCUCCCAAUUCCUGUGCAUGUGCUCUUAUUGUAAGGUGCCAAGAAAAACUGAUUUAAGUUACAGCCCUUGUUUAAGGGGCACUGUUUCUUGUUUUUGCACUGAAUCAAGUCUAACCCCAACAGCCACAUCCUCCUAUACCUAGACAUCUCAUCUCAGGAAGUGGUGGUGGGGGUAGUCAGAAGGAAAAAUAACUGGACAUCUUUGUGUAAACCAUAAUCCACAUGUGCCGUAAAUGAUCUUCACUCCUUAUCCGAGGGCAAAUUCACAAGGAUCCCCAAGAUCCACUUUUAGAAGCCAUUCUCAUCCAGCAGUGAGAAGCUUCCAGGUAGGACAGAAAGAAGAUCCAGCUUCAGCUGCACACCUCUGUCCCCUUGGAUGGGGAACUGAGAGAAAACGUCUGUUGUAUCACUGAAGUUUUUUGUUUUGUUUUUAUACGUGUCUGAAUAAAAAUGCCAAAGUUUUUUUUCA